Molecule: messenger RNA, 951 nt
Organism: Ailuropoda melanoleuca (giant panda)
Lineage: Eukaryota; Metazoa; Chordata; Mammalia; Carnivora; Ursidae
Product: olfactory receptor 14K1
Exons: 1
Coding region: 1-951 (316 amino acids)
Biological process (GO): G protein-coupled receptor signaling pathway
Cellular component (GO): membrane
Molecular function (GO): G protein-coupled receptor activity; olfactory receptor activity
Source: RefSeq, a predicted model, not a curated record
AUGACCAACCACUCAGCAGGGAUGGAAUUCUUCCUCGUGGCAUUCUCAGACACCAGAGAGCUGCAGGUUUUACAUGGCUUUCUGUUUUUGCUUAUUUACCUGGUGACCCUUAUGGGGAAUCUUCUCAUUAUUGUCCUGGUCACUCUGGAUCAGUGUCUUCACACCUCCAUGUACUUCUUCCUGAAGAACUUAUCACUUUUUGAUGCCUGCCUCAUUUCCAUCACACUUCCAAAAUUUAUCCUGAACUCUUUAUCCCACAGAAAUAUCAUUUCCUUCUCAGAAUGCAUGUUACAGGUGUUGCUGGUGAUCCACUUUGGAGUAUCUGAGCUUUUCCUUCUAAUUGCCAUGUCCUAUGACCCUAUGUGGCCAUCUUGUCACCCAUUGCACUAUGAUGUCAUCAUGAACAGGAGAGUCUGUGUGAGCAUGACAGCUGCAUCCUGGUUUCUUGGGAGUAUUUUUGGAGUCUUAUACUCAGCCGGCACAUUCUCUUUAUCUUUCUGUGGCUCCAGAAAAUUUUCUCAGUUUUUCUGUGAUGUCCCCUCCCUACUGAAGAUCUCUUGCUCAAAGGCUCAUGUCACUAUUGAUAUUAGCGAGGUAAUAGGGGUUAUGUAUGCAUUUUUUAGUUUGUUGUCCAUUGGAUUUUCAUACAUUUGCAUUUUCAAUACAGUGCUGAGAAUGCCAUCAUUACAAGGUUGGUCAAAAGCCUUUUCCACUUGUACACCCCAUCUCAUAGUUGUCACAACAUAUAUUGUGACAGGCACCAUUGCCUAUCUGAAGCCAGUCCCUGAUUCCCUACAUCUUGUGGAUUUUUUGGUGUCUGUGUUCUAUUCCGUGUUGCCUCCAUCUUUGAACCCCAUAAUAUACAGCCUAAGGAACAAGGAAAUCAAGGCAGCUGUGAGGAGGUUUCUAUGGAAACUAAGUCAUUAUACAUUCUAUGGAGAAAAACAGUAG